AUGUUUGUCAAACCGCGCAGAGACGAGCUAUAUCAUGCUGAAACUAACGAGUCUCUGCAACCCCAUGCGCCUCGGGCCCUCGGAAUGUCUACCUCGUACGCCACAGAUGAGUCUCCGUCGCAGCUUUGGUAUGAGCAAUCUAUCAAUGCUGCCGUCUACAUCGGCGCAAUGGCAUGGGGGGUACAUACGUCGGUCUUCUAUACGGCCGUCAGAUGUAUCCUCCAGAAUCAGAACCAGAAGAGGCGUUUUAUAUGGCUUCCCUUUGUUUGUGCACAGUUCACCAUGUCGACGGUGAACAUUAUUUGCAGCAUCAAUUUCAAUGAACAUGCGUGGAUUGACGAGCGCAACUAUCCCGGUGGCCCACUUGCCUUCAUCGUCGAACGGCAGUCUCUACCGGUCAAUACUGCUUCCAUUGCAGCCUCGGUCGUCACAAUCUUCCUUGCUCAAGGAUUCUUGAUUUUUCGAGUGCACGAGCUAUGGAAGAAGGCUUACAUCACACUUUGCUUGAUCCUUGUCUUACUUGCAUCGACAGUCAUGUCUGUCCUCCACUGCAUACAGGCGUCUCGUACAUCUUCUGGCCUAUGGGAUCAAUCUACCCUCAGCCUAUCGGUACCCUUCGCAUCGCUAGCCAUGUCUCUGAACAUCCUCCUCAGUAUCUCCCUUACGUGGCGGCUCCUGGACCUCCGCCGUCAGCUUCCCUCUGUGAUCACCGAUCACUUGAAGGAAACCUACACCGGCUUUGAAGCUCUACUGGUAGAAUCCGCACUGCCAUACGGUAUUGUCUCUUGCAUAUUUGUAGUACUAUAUGGGCUGCAGAACGCCGGUGCAAAUCUCUGCGUUCCGUUACUCGUGCAAUUGGAGGGUAUCGUUCCAGGAUUGGUUAUUCUGCGCAUUGUCCGCGGAUACGCUUGGUCAAUGGACAUUGUUCGUCGGGUUGGUCCGGCAAAUAUUACUUUCCGGGGUUCUCUCGGUCGCCCUGUAGAUUUUUCUGGGACGGACGAAGUGUCAUUGGCGAUGCUUAACCUCCCGUCGGGACACUCGUCGGAUGCGAAGGUGCCCUCUGAUCUGGUCUAA
This is a messenger RNA of Sparassis crispa, 1074 nucleotides long. RefSeq lists its product as hypothetical. The record is from RefSeq and is a predicted model, not a curated record. The transcript is spliced from 5 exons. The coding region runs from base 1 to 1074 and encodes 357 amino acids. Lineage: Eukaryota; Fungi; Basidiomycota; Agaricomycetes; Polyporales; Sparassidaceae.